This is a messenger RNA of Auanema sp. JU1783, 342 nucleotides long. The record is from the annotation of a GenBank genome assembly. NCBI's taxonomy places the organism in Eukaryota, Metazoa, Nematoda, Chromadorea, Rhabditida, Rhabditidae.
AUGGUAGAUGAAGGACAGCCUGAACCUGAGUUCCAAAGAAUAUUGGAUAUUGUUGAUCAUAAUCGUGACGGAUAUGUAACACUUCAAGAAUACAUGGCUUUCAUGAUCAGCAAGGAAACAGAGAAUAUCCAAUCCUCCGAAGAAAUCGAGAUGGCCUUCCGUGCUUUAUCCAAAGAAUUCCGCCCCUAUGUUACUGCAGAAGAGUUACAUGCUAACCUUACAACGGAACAGGCAGAGUAUUGUAUCCAUAGAAUGAAAGCUUACACCGAUGCUAUUUCUGGACGAUCCAUCCAAGGAGGCUUAGACUACGAACAGUUCGUGCACGCCCUCUUCCAGAGCUAA